Messenger RNA from Brassica napus (rape), 1685 nucleotides. Its product is annotated as pyruvate kinase, cytosolic isozyme-like. Gene Ontology annotation, biological process: glycolytic process. Gene Ontology annotation, molecular function: potassium ion binding; magnesium ion binding; pyruvate kinase activity. Bases 214 to 1314 code for a protein of 366 amino acids. Gene Ontology annotation, cellular component: cytoplasm. The record is from RefSeq and is a predicted model, not a curated record. NCBI's taxonomy places the organism in Eukaryota, Viridiplantae, Streptophyta, Magnoliopsida, Brassicales, Brassicaceae. The transcript is spliced from 3 exons.
CCAAGCUCGUGAGUUUGCCCGACUCUUCCACUUCAUCUUCUCCAAUCUCCAUUUUUGUUUCCCCCUUACCUUCUCAAUCAAUGACGAUGUUAAAGCUAUUCUUCAAUGUUUUGUACCACCUCCCCCUUGAUAUUUCUCCUUUAUUAAACUCUCUCUCUCUAAACCUAGAUUCAUCCUAAAUAAAAAAAAAAUUACUCUGCAGAAACUACAUCCAUGACAAUGAAAUCCACCACGAAGUAUCAGCUUACCACCGGCAAAUCUCCCGUAGCCGUCUAUUUCAACAAAAUCUCACCAGGACCAGCUGAGUCACAGCUUCGAUUUCGGAAUAAAGUCGGCCAGGUAUGUGAUACGGAGAAUGGUACAGUCCGUUGCCGCUGCGAGAACUCUGCGAUGCUAAGUGAGAGGAAGAAUGUUAAUCUCCCAGGUGUUGUUGUGGACCUCCCAACUCUAACUGAGAAAGACAAAGAAGACAUCAUGAAGUGGGGAGUCCCGAAUCAGAUCGAUAUGAUCGCUUUGUCUUUUGUCAGAAAAGGUUCGGACUUGGUUCAGGUCAGGAAACUGUUAAGAGAUCAUGCCAAGAACAUUCUUCUCAUGUCAAAGGUUGAGAACCAAGAAGGUGUGGCGAACUUCGAUGACAUUCUGGUCAACUCUGACGCGUUCAUGAUUGCAAGAGGAGAUCUCGGCAUGGAGAUUCCUAUUGAGAAGAUCUUCUUAGCUCAGAAAGUGAUGAUCUACAAAUGCAACAUCCAGGGCAAACCAGUGGUGACAGCGAUACAGAUGCUCGAGUCCAUGAUCAAAUCCCCUCGACCCACAAGAGCUGAAGCAACCGACGUUGCAAACGCGGUCCUUGAUGGCACGGACUGCGUCAUGCUCAGCGGCGAGACCGCAGCUGGAGCUUACCCUGAGCUAGCUGUACGCAUGAUGGCCAAGAUCUGCGUUGAAGCCAAGAGCACGCUUGACUACGGAGACGUCUUCAAGAGGAUCAUGCAGUACUCUCCGGUUCCAAUGUCCCCGCUGGAGUCACUGGCCUCCUCUGCGGUCAGAACGGCUAACUCGGCUAGAGCCAUGCUCAUCAUGGUCCUAACCAGGGGAGGAAGCACAGCGAGGCUUGUGGCUAAGUACAGACCAGGGAUGCCUAUUUUAUCUGUCGUUGUUCCCGGGAUGAAAAUCGACUUCUUUGACUGGUCUUGCAGCGACGAAUCGCCCGCGAGGCACAGUCUCAUCUUCCGUAGGUUGAUCCCGGUGCUGUACGCAGGGUCUGCUAGAGCCUCGCAUGAUGAGUCCACAGAAGAAGCUAUUCAGUUUGCGACUUAGCAUGGGAAAGAGAAGCAGCUGUGUUAGACUGGAGACUCUGUUGUUGCUCUGCUCCGUGUUGGUAAUGCUUCCCUAAUCAAGAUCUUGACCGUCAAGUGAUGAUUGAUGAUUCACGAUCUUUAAAAAGAAGUCCCGUUUUUGGCGUUUGGCGGUUGUGGGAAACACAACUAUAAUCGGUUUUUGUUAUGAAUUUUCCAAUUCAAGAUUGUGAUUACAUAUCUUGAGAUAGGAAACUCAAGUUCUCUUUCUUGCUAAUUACAACUACUGUGGUGACCAGUGAAUCCACUUACGUCUCUCUUUGUUUUGGAUUAUUGGUUGUAUGGAACUAAUCAAUCAUACAUGUAUCUAUUAUCAUGAUUUUCUUCUUUUUU